This is a messenger RNA of Phodopus roborovskii (desert hamster), 751 nucleotides long. It is a transcript of the gene Ppp1r17, whose product is annotated as protein phosphatase 1 regulatory subunit 17. Gene Ontology annotation, biological process: regulation of phosphatase activity. Gene Ontology annotation, molecular function: protein phosphatase inhibitor activity. The coding region runs from base 27 to 506 and encodes 159 amino acids. The record is from RefSeq and is a predicted model, not a curated record. Lineage: Eukaryota; Metazoa; Chordata; Mammalia; Rodentia; Cricetidae. The transcript is spliced from 4 exons.
CCCCCUUUCUCUCCUCCUCACUGAGGAUGGCUACUGAGAUGAUGGCCACAGAGCCAGUGCAGCCUCUGGAGCUUUCAGAAGACAUACUGGACAAGUUUGAUCCUCACUGUGGCAGCUCAGAUGACCUUUCAGACCAGUUCAUUAAGGACUGCGACCUUAAAAAGAAGCCAAGAAAGGGGAAGAAUGUACAGGCCACUAUGAAUGUUGAGUCAGAGCAAAAGAAACCCAGGAGGAAAGAUACACCUGCACUGCACACCCCACCUUUCAUACCAGGUGUGAUUUCAGAACACUUAAUUAACAGAUAUGAUGUUCAAGAGAGAGUUCCAAAGGGCAAAACAGGCCCAGCUCUUCACAGCACCGACAUGGAACAGAAAAGGCCAAGGAGGAAAGACACACCUGCCCUGCACAUGCCUCCCUUUGUUGCAGGUUUGACUCUGCUCGGAGAUGAGAGUCCCAGAGUGAUUAUGGAAGAUGACGAAAAGGAUGGUGACAAGCUAACUAUUUAAAGAUACCUCCCCCGAGAUUGUGUGUAAAUAGGUUAGAUCAGUUCCCAAUGGUGACCUAAAGGAAAAAAAAUAGAUUUGUCUCUGCUCUCAUUUUGUCCUAGUCUGCCUCUAAGAUUUAGACUCCUCCUUCCCAGGAGACCUACUGGUCAGAUUGCCAGUCACCUCCUUAUCUUUCCUCUUGAGCUGCUUUCCAGCCCCGCUUCUUGAACUUCCAUUUCCCCACGCAGUGAGAAGGAUGUUUUUCU